Messenger RNA from Stegastes partitus (bicolor damselfish), 4956 nucleotides. It is a transcript of the gene c1galt1lb, whose product is annotated as core 1 synthase, glycoprotein-N-acetylgalactosamine 3-beta-galactosyltransferase 1, like b. The transcript is spliced from 4 exons. Gene Ontology annotation, molecular function: N-acetylgalactosaminide beta-1,3-galactosyltransferase activity. NCBI's taxonomy places the organism in Eukaryota, Metazoa, Chordata, Actinopteri, Pomacentridae. Gene Ontology annotation, cellular component: membrane. The record is from RefSeq and is a predicted model, not a curated record. Bases 663 to 1862 code for a protein of 399 amino acids.
GUGUUUGCGCUUUAUUUUUUUUGUGCGUAAUUGUGACCGGAUGUAACCAUUUGUGUGGACGGAAGACAGCAGUUAGACAAGUUAGAUGUAGUCCCUGCAGGGUUGUGGACCAGUUUUAUAUCGCUGUUUCAACCUGCGCGAUAGUUUCAUUAAACUACGGAGCUUAUUCGAGUCGGUCCGGUUCUCCCGGUCGGUUAGCUCGACCGUUAACGGUUCCGUUAGCUGUGCAGCAGCAGCUACAGGACGUCUCGUUAACUUAACACUGAAGUUAGCACUGUCGAUCAAAUAACGGACUAGCCAGUUAGCUAGCCUCGGCUCACAGCAGGCAUGAGCAAAUGAUUAACUGGAUAUGACUGCAGCUGUAAUUCGCUUUUUCUUCCGGGAGGAUCAUUUGGGUUGCAUUUUUGUUCCGCUUUGCUCGCUGUGUUGCCAGAUAGGUGUUAACUGAGCAGCGCUGUAGUAUGGCUAGCUGAGCUAAGUUACCGCUCCGAGAAAAGACUGCGUCGUGGUCGAAGCUGGCUCAGCUCGCGCAGCUUUGGCUAUUCAAAGCUCAUGUUAAUCGAGGUGAGAAAAUAGCUGUGGGUUAAUACAGCUGCUAUGGUGUCUGCGUUACCUCUGCUCCUGCCAAGUUGAACAACUGCCAGUGAGAUACCUGGUUCAGCAUGAAGGCCCUCGGAUCCAGAUUCUCCUUUUAUGCGGGUUUUGUGGUGGGAACCUUCACACUGUACCUGUUUCUGCGGCAAGUGUGGUUUGCCAAGACUUUGCCAGAUCUGCAGGCCAGCAGCUAUGGCAAACUUCAUGACCACCAGCAACAGCUUGAGGUAGACAAGAACAUAUGGAAGAAAGAGAGGUCUGCUCUUUUCAACCUGAAGCACCCUCAUCAUAGAGGUGAGGAUAGCAGUAUGGCUGACGAAUUGUACAAAAAGGUGCGCAUUCUCUGCUGGGUGAUGACUGGACCUAACAACCUGGAGAAGAAGGCUCGACAUGUGAAGUCCACAUGGAGUCGACACUGCAAUAUUGUUGUCUUCAUGAGCUCCGUGGACGACCCUGACUUCCCCACAGUAGGAUUAGGUACAAAGGAGGGUCGUGAUCAGCUGUACUGGAAAACAAUCCGGGCCUUCCAUUACGCCUAUGAACAUCAUGCCGACGAGGCAGAUUGGUUCCUCAAGGCAGAUGACGACACCUACGUAAUUGUAGACAACCUGCGAUGGGUCCUCUCCAACCACACACCCGAUGAGCCGAUUUACUUUGGCCGAAGAUUCAAGCCCUACACCAAGCAGGGUUACAUGAGUGGUGGUGCGGGUUAUGUACUGAGCAAAGAGGCUUUGCGGAGAUUUGUAGAAGGUUUUAAAAGCAAAGUGUGCACUCACACUACCUCUGUGGAGGACCUGGCAAUGGGACAAUGCAUGGAGAAAGUUGGGGUGCUGGCAGGAGACUCCAGAGACACUGAACACAGGGAGACAUUUCACCCCUUUGUCCCUGAGCAGCACCUCACCGCCAAGUUCCCAAAGAGCUUUUGGUAUUGGAGCUACUGCUACUACCCCAUCUCAGAGGGUCCAAACUGCUGCUCGGAUGUGUCGGUGUCUUUCCAUUAUGUAGAUGCUUUGGGCAUGUAUUUAUUGGAAUACUACACCUAUCACCUGCGUGCCUUUGGCUACAAAUACCGUUACCAGCCCCCCACCCCAUUAGCCUACAGUAUUGAGCAGUCGAGACCCCAGGAACCUGCAGAAGGACAAAAAGAGCAGGCUUCUCAAGAGAAAGAGCAAGGAGAGGUGAAAAGGACUGACAAGAAACAGGAUGCAGAUCCCCCUCCUGUAGCUGGUAAAGACCCUCCUGCUGCUCCAGCGGGCAAAAAACAGUAGGACUGUUGAUGUGUCAAGGGAACUGAUCAUUAGGAGGAGGAGGAAUGGUUCUUUUGAGUGUUUUUGCAUUCGUUUUGAUAAUUUCGGCUCAUAUCUCUACAAAAGGCAGAAAAACUGUUCACUUUGAUUGUACGGUUCUGCCUGUACAAGUGGUUUGAUUGAGGAUUCUUGGACAGACUGCUGACAAUGUGAACUGGAAGACUGGUUUUCAGGCUAAGGGGUGAUGUAUGGCAUUUACCCAUGUAUUUCUGUUUUGUUAAGUGGUUUUUACAUCCAAGUGUCUUCUUUAAUAGUUGGGAGCACCUCUCUGUAGGCUGUAUUCAUUUGAAAAUGAACUAAAGGGAGUAUUUUAGCUGUUUUCCAGAGCCUUUCAAGUUUGAAUCUGAAAUUGUUUGACCUAUUUACCUACUGUAGUCCCUCCAAAAACUUGAUCUAGCAGUACCAUCUCCUUGACUUGUUGGGGUUGUUGCCUUUUUUCACGCAUAGAGAACUGUGUGCCUACCGAUCAAACAUGUUUAUGUGUCUUGAGCUCAUCAGAUAAAACCCAGACUAGGACAAAUCCAUUCAAAGUUGCCAAUAUUUGUUUUGAGGUUAACCAGUUUUGGUGUCACUGUUUACUGAUGUAGGCCUGAAUUCAAAAACCUUUUAACAUUACAGGCAACUGUGACAUUAUGACGGUGUUCUAUGUAGAGCUUUUUAUUUGUUUUUAGGGGAAGUUUAGUCACAUAUUAUUUGCAUUUAGCCCUGCGAAAUUUACAUGAAGAAAGUCUUUGCUUCAAAUAUUAAUUUUUUACGGUUUUAUUUAAAAGUAUAUUUAAAUGAGGUGAGUUGCAAUUAAUAUUAUUUUAAUUACAGAUUAAGUCAUUAACAGUUAUUUCAUCCAUUAAUCAGCUGAUUACUUUGUUGUAUGGAAUUUGAGAAAAUAGUAAAAAAAUAAUUCCUGUUAUAUUUUCCUAAAAACAAGGUGAUGUGUACAGAUAGCUUCAGUUUCCAACAGUCAAAAAUGCCAACAUGAUCAGUUUAUUAUCGGAUAAGACAAGGAAGAGCGGAAAAUCCCCUGAAGUGAGAAGCUGAACCAAGAUAGUUAUUUUUUGUUAAAUACAGAACUUUAACAAUUAGGCGAUUAUCAAAAGAGUUACCAAGAAUUUUUUGGUAAAUAUUGAGUAAUAGGUUGAUCAAAAAAUCAUUUCAGCUCUGUAAAUGAGGUCGUGAAAGUGAUGGCACUUUUUUGUUAGUCGUUGUCUUGUGCUUUACAAGCAUGUUUUCCCAUCGCUGGUUAACUAGUAAUAUAAUCUAAACUUUUGGCAAAAUAAAUGUUAUUAAACUUUCACCCUUAAUUAAAUGGUAAUGCAUGGGAAAAUGCAGCCAGUUGCCAGUUAAUUAGGUACAUUUAGCUAAAACAAAUGCUGCCUAAUACUGUCAUUACAGUUGUUGAUAUGUCUAAACUGUUUUUUUUAGAGAAGUAUUGUGCACCUCUGCACAUGUGUGCAAAAGACAGAGACAUGCUGUCUGAAACUAAGAUAAAAGUAAAAUGAAAACAAACUAACAUUAUAACCUUCUCAAAGGAAGGAUUUAUUGCAGGACCAUUGUGUCGGACAGCUUUAGUUUCAGAUGUUCCUGAUCGACUGAGAAAACACAAUAGUAGACAGUAUAGAUAGUAUCGUUUUGUUUUUUUUUGUAGCCAAGCAUUGUUUGGAUGCUUUGAUUUAUCUCAAUGGUUGAUAGGAAUGUAGUGAGUUAACCACAAUGCUUUAAAUGAAAAGUCCAAAUGAUUAAAUUUCCACAAUUCAGCCAAAGAUUUCCACACCACACUGAAGACAGACAACCAUUGUUUGUGUAUUUGUAGUCUUGGGGAUAUUGCAGUGAAUCUUAGUGCUUUUCAUUUGUUUUUUUACAUGGGUAUAUGUUCAGUUGACAGCAGAUUUGUUUAACUGCUGACUAGAUAUGUCAGUUGGACAAGUUAUCUGUCUCUGUGAUCAAACUCUAUUGACGACAAACCAUCCACGGCACAUAGUUGUCUAUCUGUGCUUCCUGAAACUGGCACUGCAUACGCACACCUGACAAUGUCUCUGCAUCUUCCCCCAGUGGACUCAUUAGCUUGUGCCUUGUAAAUGGAGAUUGUAUGAGCCAUCAGCUAAACACAUGACUUUGCACUGUGACAUUACCCCGAUGAGAGUGUUGCUUUCAGAUGGAGUCUGAUCUUGUUGAAUCCUUCCAUUGUAAUGCGAAUGGCCUUUGGGCAAGCCAGUGAAUGACUUGUUCAUGGCAGGUUAUUUUUUUCUUUGAAAAAGCAAAGGGGGGCGGGGGGCAGUUGGGUGGGCCGAUGGGUGGGUCAGACCAGUUCUUUUGCAGUUAGUACAUAUUGUAUAUUUCAAAGUAUUCAUAAAGAUUCUUUUUACUAGUUUGUAACCAAACAAAGAGUUAAAUUUAUGGGAGAUACAUUUAUGACCAAAUACAGGAAUAAGUGCAGACUGAAACUGAAUGAAUUAGGCAUUUAUGUAAAAAUUGAAUGCACUUUGGAAUGAAACUGUUGCUGUUUUGCUUUUUAACCACUUAAACUUUUUUUUUUUUUUUUUUUAAUUUACUGUUAAAAACCUAUGGGGUAAUGAUGCCUAUAAAAAUACAUUUUUCUAAGUGUUUACACUCAGUUCCAUCUGUGCAUGAACACAGAGCAUGUUCAGUUUCAUUUCUUUUUUCUGGUAUUAAAAAUGAAAAAGUCCAGUUUUAACCAAAUCAGCAUGUUUUACGUAAUGGUUUCUUUUGAAGUUAAUGCACGAUUGUGCAAGUGAAUUAGAUUUUUUGCUGGGCCAGACUCAUUGUCGAUAACAGCCACAUCUGGUUCAUGAUGGGAGUGAUACAACACAUCCAGUUCUUGACAAUCUUCUCAAUAUUAAAAAUUUAUCAAAGGGAAAGGUGUACAGUGCUGUAUUUAUAUUUUAAAUGUAUUUAUGUUGGUACUGAUGUCGAAAUUGAGUCAGUACACUUUAGUGUGUAAAUGAGUUUGUCUCACUGUGUGAGCACACGUAAUCAGUGUGCAGGAUUGUUUUAGUGGAUGGUACUUUAAUCACUAUAAAUAAAUGCAUAUUUUAUUGUA